AUGCUGUUCCGUGGGAAGUUCCCCAUCACCGUCUCGGAGGCGCCAGAUCCCUGUGACAUCAUUUGGGAGAACUUCCAGGUUCAAGGGGGCCUGAAGAUGUCCCGAGUGGUCCUGACGCUCUUGUCGGGCUUGUUGUUCGUCUUGGUCCUUGCGGCAGUCAUGUUCGCGCCCUCCGUUCUCUCUGCCAUGAGCUACACGGACAUCGAAGCUCCAUCUUUAGCUCAGAUUCGUCUGAAAUGGUUGGAGCAGCUGUCCAUGGCAUCGCUCACGGCGCUGGGAAAUCGAGUGCUGGCAGUGAGCAUGCGCUCCGCCGCCGAAGCGAGUGGCUUUGUGCAAAAGGCCAAUGAGGACAGCGUCUUUGUGCUUUGCAGCUACUUGAUGGUGGUGGCGAAUUCGGUGGCUCCGUUGCUGGUGGCGCAGCUGGUGGCCAUGAACGAAGACCUUCAGGUGACCCCACAGCUGGCCACAGAGUGGAUUUUCUACCAGUUGACCGUGAGUAUUCUCAUCACCGAGAUCUUGUACGUGCUCUACCCAGCCUGGACAUACUGGAGCGGCUACUUCUUUGUUCGCCAGAGCAAGUACAUUACCGUCAGAGAAGGCCAACCGGCCCUGACCAGUGCUGAAUUCCCUGUAGCGCAAAGGUACGUGGACACGUUGUUGACCGUGACCAUGGUUUUCGUGAUGCUGGUCGUCGACCAUCAGUCCAUCUUCACCAUCGGGGGUGAGAUCCUGAUGUUCCUCUAUGGCAUCUACAUGUACUUGAUCGACAAGUACUUCUUCUUGCGGGUCAAUCGCCAGACUUACUACACCAGCUCUUUGCUGGAUCUCACUGUACAUUACCUUUGGGCGAUACCCAUGUGCUUGCUGGUCUUGCUUCCGGUACGGCAGCUGGACAGCUAUUUCCAUCAAGCUUGGAUCAAGUACUGUGUCGUGGUUGGAGUGGUUGUUCUUUAUCUUGUGAUGGUUCGGAUUUGUCAAGCCUGCAACCAACCGCGCCGCGAACUGACCGAUGUACCAUACGUUGAGGUGGCCAGCAUACUGCCCUGCAACUACUUCAACACCAAUCAUGCUCAUGUCCUUCGAACUCUGCAUUUUCCGUCGAUUGUCAUUCCGCCGGUGUAUCCGCACCUGCCUGGCAAAGAGUACCUACAUGGUGGCCAGUUUGCGGACUAUGAUGAUAGCGUUCGCCUGCGAGAGACCUUGCUGCUGUUGGCCAAGGGCCCCUUUAAAGGCCUGGAUGACUUUGGAAACCCACAGGACUGA
Messenger RNA from Durusdinium trenchii, 1263 nucleotides. The record is from the annotation of a GenBank genome assembly. Lineage: Eukaryota; Dinophyceae; Suessiales; Symbiodiniaceae.